AUGUCUUUAACGGCUGACGAAUACAAACAGCAAGGUAAUUCGGCCUUCGCUGCCAAGAAAUACGAUGAAGCAGUUGACCUCUUCACCAAGGCAAUUGAAGUUUCAGAAACUCCAAACCAUGUUUUAUAUUCCAAUCGUUCUGCAUCCUAUGCAUCAGAGCAGAAAUUUAACGAAGCUUUAAAGGAUGCUUUGGAAUGUACAAAGAUCAACCCAUCAUGGGCUAAGGGUUACACAAGAGAGGGAGCAGCUCAUUUUGGGAUGGGAAACUUGGAUGAUGCUGAGGCCAGUUACAAGAAAGCGUUAGAAUUGGAUGCUAACAACAAGAUUGCCAAGGAGGGGAUUGAGCAAAUUCAACGUGUGCAGAGUCAAAGACAAGCCCAACCUGAUUUGGGUUUGACGGAGAUGUUCAACGACCCAAACUUGAUUGAAAAAUUGAAGAACAACCCCAAGACUGCAGAAUUGAUGAACGAUCCUCAAUUGGUUGCCAAACUUUUGAGUUUUAGAAGCAAUCCAAACGGUCUAGCUCAAGAUCUGUUUUCCGAUCCAAGACUAAUGACUAUCAUGGGUACGCUAAUGGGCAUUGAUUUGAACAUGCCAGACCUAUCGCAGUCCAACUCUGCUCCAAAGAACCCAGAGUCUCCAAGUGGUGGGGAACCAAAGAAGGAAGAACCUAAACAGGAACAAAAGCCAAAGGAAGCGGAACCAGAGGCGGAAUCGAUGGACGUGGAUCAAGAUGAGUCUAAGGUAGCUGCCGAAGAAGCCAAAGUCGAAGGUAACAAAGCGUAUAAGGCUCGCAACUUCGACGAAGCUAUUGCAUGCUACAACAAGGCCUGGGAGUUGGACAAUAAUAUCACAUACCUGAAUAACCGUUCUGCUGCAGAAUUUGAAAAGGGGGAAUACGACACUGCUAUAAAUACUUUGAACGAAGCUAUUGAAAAGGGUAGAGAAAUGAGAGCCGAUUACAAAAUAAUUGCAAAAUCUUUUGCACGUAUCGGUAAUGCGUACGUUAAGAUGGGGAACUUGAAGGAGGCAAUCAACCACUAUCAAAAAUCUCUAACUGAACACAGGACCCCAGAGAUCCUAGCAAAAUUAAGGCAUGCCGAAAAGGAGGAAAAGAAGAGAGAAGUGGAAGAUUACAUUAACCCAGAGAAAGCAGAAGAGGCCCGUCUAGAAGGUAAAGAGUACUUCACCAAGGGCGAUUGGCCAAGUGCUGUCAAGGCAUACACCGAAAUGAUCAAAAGAGCACCAGAAGAUGCGAGAGGGUAUUCCAACAGAGCCGCUGCGCUAUCCAAACUGAUGUCCUUCCCAGAUGCCAUUUCUGACUGUAACAAGGCCAUCGAGAAAGAUCCAAACUUUGUCAGAGCAUAUAUCAGAAAGGCUACUGCUCAGAUUGCUGUUAAGGACUUUUCCUACGCCAUUGAAACUCUGGAUGCCGCGAGGACGAAGGACGCUGAAGUGAACGGCGGUGCCAACGCGAGGGAAAUUGACCAACUAUACAUGAAAGCGGCUCAACAAAGAUUCCAACCGGCCACUGGCGAUGAAACUCCAGAACAAACGUACGAAAGAGCCAUGAGGGACCCAGAAGUUGCAAAAAUCAUGCAAGACCCAGUCUUGCAAAGUAUCUUGCAACAAGCCCAGAAUGACCCUGCUGCUUUGCAAGAACAUAUGAAGAACCCAGAAAUUUUCAAGAAGAUUCAAACUCUGAUUGCAGCCGGUAUCAUCAAAACUGGUCGCGCCUGA
This is a messenger RNA of Huiozyma naganishii CBS 8797, 1740 nucleotides long. It is a transcript of the gene STI1, whose product is annotated as Hsp90 cochaperone STI1. The record is from RefSeq and is a predicted model, not a curated record. Gene Ontology annotation, molecular function: Hsp90 protein binding. Lineage: Eukaryota; Fungi; Ascomycota; Saccharomycetes; Saccharomycetales; Saccharomycetaceae. The transcript has a single exon. Bases 1 to 1740 code for a protein of 579 amino acids.